ACCUGAUGGGCGCUGUAGUUUGGUCUCCUGGAGGGAGAGGGCGGGAGUGUCACGGCGUCUUGCUCUUAGGCCUCGGGCGUGUCGCCGGGCAGUGUCAAAGCGCUGGGGUGGGCUGGCUCUAGGCCCAGCGCUCCCUCAAUGGCUGCAGCCUGGCUGCCGGGGAGCGCUGCUCGCCCUGCCGGUGUGUGAGGGGCCGUGUGCCCGGGGACCUGGCUCUGGGCGCGCGGAGAGGAUGAGGGGGCGGUGCGGAAAAGGGGCCCGGACGGUGGUGCUGGCGGCUCUGGUGCUGCUGCUGGCUUCCACUCGCUGGGAAGGUGCGAAGGCGCGUCCUGUGGCCUGGGGACACCUCGGCGCUGGCAGCAGCCAGAGGGCGCGCAACGUGGUGAUGGUGAUGUGCGAUGCCUUUGAUGGAAGGUUGACAUUUUAUCCAGGAAAUCAGACCGUGAUCCUACCUUUUAUAAAUUUCAUGAAAAGAUAUGGCACGGUUUUUCUCAAUGCCUACACCAAUUCUCCAAUAUGCUGUCCUUCUCGUGCAGCUAUGUGGAGUGGCCUCUUCACUCAUUUAACAGAAUCUUGGAAUAACUUCAAAGGUUUAGAUCCAAAUUAUACAACAUGGAUGGACCUGAUGCAAAAGCAUGGCUACCGAACUCAGAAAUAUGGGAAACUAGAUUAUACUUCGGGACAUCACUCAGUGAGUAACCGUGUGGAAGCUUGGACAAGGGAUGUUGAUUUCCUGCUCAGACAAGAAGGCAGACCCAUGGUGAAUCUUACUGGCAACAAGACAUUUGUGAGAGUAAUGGAAAAAGAUUGGCAGAAUACUGAUAAAGCAGCAAGUUGGAUAAGGAAAGAAGCCACUAACUUUAGUCAACCAUUUGUUCUUUACUUGGGAUUAAAUUUACCACAUCCAUACCCGUCACCCUCUACAGGGGAAAAUUUUGGGUCCUCUACAUUUCUGACAUCUCCCUAUUGGCUUGAAAAGGUGACGUAUGAAGCCAUUAAAAUUCCAAAAUGGCCUCCUCUUUCAGACAUGCACCCAAUAGAUUAUUAUUCUUCUUACACCAAGAAUUGCACUGGACAGUUUACAAGGAAAGAAAUCAGAGAUAUCAGAGCAUUUUAUUAUGCUAUGUGUGCAGAGACGGAUGCCAUGCUUGGUGAGAUCAUUUCAGCUCUAAGUGAUACAGGACUUCUUAAAAGAACCAUUGUUAUAUUCACAGCAGAUCAUGGAGAACUUGCUAUGGAACAUCAGCAGUUUUAUAAAAUGAGCAUGUAUGAAGCAAGUUCCCAUGUUCCUCUUCUAGUUAUGGGGCCAAGCAUUAAAGCUCAUCAUCACCUAUCAAAUGUGGUAUCUCUUGUAGAUAUUUAUCCAACUAUGCUUGAUAUAGCUAGAAUUCCUAUCCCGCAGAAUCUCAGUGGAUAUUCCUUGAUACCAUUGUUGGCUGAAAGGGCAGAAGAUGAAGUCUCAUCCAGAAGGCUGCACCCCACAUGGGUCCUGAGUGAAUUUCACGGAUGUAAUGCGAAUUCUUCCACCUAUAUGCUUCGAACUAACAAAUGGAAAUAUAUAGCAUAUUCAGAUGGGCAUUCAGUACCUCCUCAGCUCUUUGAUCUGUCUGCUGAUCCAGAUGAACUGACAAACAUAGCCACAACAUUUCCAGAAGUCUCACAUUCCUUGGACAAAAAGCUUCGCUCCAUAGUAAACUAUCCAAGAAUCUCUGCCUCUGUGCACAAGUACAACAAGAAGCAAUUUAUCAGCUGGAAACAAAGUUUGGGACAGAAUUAUUCCAAUGUUAUAGCUAAUCUCAGAUGGCAUCAGGACUGGUUAAAAGAACCAAGAAAGUAUAAAGAUGCAAUUCACAGGUGGCUCCAAAUGAACACUAAUGAAUAAAGUAACUGCAACAAGGGAUUAUUGACUGCCCUUAUAGUAACAAUUUUUAUUAAAUGAGCACAGUGAACGCACUCAGGAAAGGAAUAUAUGCAGUUGUAAUUGCAACACUAUAUAAUUCAUAACAUCACAAUUUGUUUGCUAAUUUAAGAUAGCAAUCCAUGAAAAUAAAGCUCACGCAAGCUUUUAUAUCCGU
Molecule: messenger RNA, 2075 nt
Organism: Terrapene triunguis (Three-toed box turtle)
Lineage: Eukaryota; Metazoa; Chordata; Testudines; Emydidae
Gene: ARSK
Product: arylsulfatase family member K
Exons: 8
Coding region: 233-1882 (549 amino acids)
Source: RefSeq, a predicted model, not a curated record